UCCUCGAUCGUCCGGUGACAUCACUGAUCAGCUGAUCUGCUGCUGAACUCGUCCCUUGUUGUUGUUUUUUCUUCUGCAGUGAUUCUUCAUCAUGACGGAGCUCCGGAGUCUGCAGCUGGCAGAAGGAACAGAGUCUGCAGACAGCGGCAUCGGAGACGUGGACGACCUGCCGCUUCCUCAGCAGAUCACCGUCAGCAGCAUCACCUGCGACUCCUUCAAGAUCAGCUGGUCCAUGGACAGCAGAGGGAGGGACCGCAUCAGCCACUACUUCAUCGACCUGAACAAGAAGGAGAACGUGAGCUGCAACAAGUUCAAACACAAGGACGUUCCCACCAAGCUGGUGGCGAAGGCGGUUCCGCUGCCGAUGACGGUCCGAGGUCACUGGUUCCUGAGUCCUCGGACCGAGUACACCGUCGCCGUGCAGACGGCCGCCAAGCAGCCGGACGGAGAAUACGCCGUUUCCCAGUGGAGCGAGAUCAUCGAGUUCUGCACCGCAGAUUAUUCCAGCGUCCACCUGAACCAGCUGCUGCAGAAAGCCGAGGCCAUCAGCGGCAGGAUGCUGCCGUUCACUGUCUUCUACAGGAACCAGCAGACCGACUACUUCCUGCCAGACAGAGAUGCUCAGUGUUGCCACCUGCUGCCGACGGUGAAGGACAACAGCGGCAGCAACGGUUCGCCCAUCAGUGGAAAACUGGAGGGAAUCUUCUUCAGCUGCAACACAGAGUUCAACACCGGGAAACCCCCACAGGACUCCCCGUAUGGACCCCACCGCUUCCAGAUCCAGGCCGACGUCCUCUUCAACCACAACACCAACGUGUACUUCGGGGAUUUCUACUGCAUGUACACGUCGUACCACUACGUCAUCGUGGUUUUGGCUCCCGUCGGCUCCACAGGAGACUCCUUCUGUAAGGGGAGGCUGCCAGUACUGGACCGGUCCAACAACCGCUUCCUGACCCGCACCGAGGAGGUCGACGGCUCGCUGUCCUUCCGCCACGCUCAGGACGUCAUCCUGGAGGUGAUCUACACCGAGCCGGUGGACCUGUCGCUGGGGAUGGUGGCCCGGAUCAGCGGCCACCAGCUCAUGAGCCUGUCCACCGCCAACGCCAAGAAGGACCCCAGCUGUAAGAUCUGCAACAUCAGCGUCGGACGUUAGCUUCACCCCGGAUCACCAGCUAACCCGCGUAGCCGCUAACAGCUAAGCUACUAAUAAACUCACCGUUCUCUCUCUCUCUGUGGAAUAGUUUGGUGCUGCUGAUAGAGACCCAGAAGAACAAACCCACGGAUGGUCUGCAGCAGGUUUCAGAGUGACGGCGCCCUCUGGUGGCCACAGCAGUGAUCACAGCAGGAGGUCAGGGUGGAUGGAUGGGAAUGUUCAUUUGAACCCUCUGAACAGUUUCUGGUGGUUUUCUGUCUCGUUUUUCUUCACUGAGGUUCGUUUUAAAGUCCUGCAGCUCUGAUGAACCAGAACAUGAAGAAGGAGAGAGAUGUUUCUCAGAACGAUGGGAACCAGGAAAGAAAGAAAACAGUUGAAAUGAUUUUAUUAUUUGUCUUACAAAGAUUGAUAAACCUGGAAGCAACACGUCCAACAUGUUCUGACAGAUGUCCCCAACACUGGAACUAACGUCGGUUCCACAUUCUGGAGAUAUUUCUGGUUCUGCUACAGACUGUUUCCUCUCUGCUCUGUGGAAACAUCUCCGUCACGUCAUCUUCAGAAGAUGUCAGAUUAGAUGUCAGACCAGCAGGUUUCCAUCUGGUAGCUUCUCUCUGAGCUCACAGAUAAAAACUGGACGUUAAAACAGCUCAGCUUCAAUAAAACUGUUCUCAGUCACACAUUUUUCUGGUUCUGUUCAUCCAUCCAGGCGUCACAAUCCAGAGAUACGUAGAACCUGGUUUCUGUUCAUUUCCUCUAGAACAGGGGUCGGCAACCCGCGGCUCCGGAGCCGCAUGCGGCUCUUUUAUCCCUCUGUUGUGGCUCCCUGUAACUUUGGAAAAUACAUUGUUCUGCCUUUCAAUGCAUUUUAAUAUAGAGAAUUUUAUUGUGAAAUUACCGCUCUUACUUUGACGUGUCACUCCACCGGAUGUGCUGUGCCUGUGACAUGAGAGCGCAAAGUUGAUGCAGAGAGACAACACGGAGCUUCCGAUUCCCACACGUUCAUGUCUUUUUAAAAUUUUACUCCUGGAGAAGCAACGUCUGUAGUUUCACAUCGUUUUGUACUCAAGAAUGUCAAGUCUGUAUAUUAAAGCUCCACUCCAAGAAAGACACGUCUUGUCUUUGAGUCAAAAGUACUCAUGAUAGGAUCGCAAGAACACGGCUCGAUAUCCAGGCAGCAGGUCAGAGAGUCAGAGGAGUGUCGUCUUGGAAAACAGGGCAGCGACUUACCGGAGAAAAGUUAUUAGCUUAAGAUAAAUAGAUUUUACAAGUUAAACAGACAUUCGCAAAAUAUUGAUUUCCAGCUAACAUUACGUAACAUAUGAGGUCCAGGAGCAAAAAUGACAUUAACCAAGUAAGAUAAAUAUUAGUGGUAGGACACAAUUAAAAAAUGAAUCUAUCUAAUCAGAGGCUUUGUAAUUAAUUAAUCACGACUGAUUAACAAGGGCAUAGAGGUAAAAAAGUGAUAUAUGCAGUGUUGUCUUCAUUUUAAAUGCCAAAAGGAUUUUGCGGCUCCCGGUGUUUUCUUUUCUGUGAGAAACGGGUCGAAAUGGCUCUUUGAGUGUUAAAGGUUGCCGACCCCUGCUCUAGAACCAGCUGUGAUCAUCAGUAUUAUGGGAUGUAUCCUGGUGUGAACAGUUUAGAGUCCUACAAACAAUCAUUGGUUCCUGGAUGUGUUUCUGGUUUCUGAUAAUUCACCAGAUAAACUUAAAAAAGGUCAUUGUGGCUGAACUUUAAGGCUCAUAUCAGCAGGUUGGGAGGUGGUUGGUAGAUCUGCUUUGAUUUUUUACACAUUUCCUGUUUUGUUUUCACAUUUCAUUAAAGUAAAUUGAUCUACAGAUAAUACCAGUAAAACCAGUGAAACCAGUAUUAAUUUAUAUAUUACCAAUAUGACAACAGGCCUGUAUCUGUGUUUAAUAAAUGGGAAUUCAUUCUUUUA
Acanthochromis polyacanthus (spiny chromis) is the source of this 3089-nucleotide messenger RNA. Its product is annotated as phytanoyl-CoA hydroxylase-interacting protein-like. Gene Ontology annotation, molecular function: protein binding. Lineage: Eukaryota; Metazoa; Chordata; Actinopteri; Pomacentridae. The record is from RefSeq and is a predicted model, not a curated record. Gene Ontology annotation, cellular component: cytoplasm. The coding region runs from base 92 to 1153 and encodes 353 amino acids. The transcript is spliced from 6 exons.